UCUUUAACAGAUCCACCAGAACUCAACAUCGUAAGUAACGAUGUAGUGGUUGUGGAAGGUGACCCCAGUAUUACUUUAGAGUGUAUCGCAGAUGGUGAACCAACACCAGGCAUCACCUGGACCAGAGUAGAUGCUAAUGGAAGCGACAGUGGUGUACUGGUAACUGGGAAUCAGUUUGUCCUUGAAAACAACAGAGAUAACAGUGGAACAUAUCGUUGUACAGCACAUAAUGGAAUAGGAACUGCACCAAAUCGCACAGUGAAAGUUGAAGUUAAUUGUGCGUAGAUAAUUGUAUAUUGUACCUUAUUUUUCAUAGAAAGUAGGAUUUAUUGGUAUAGUACGUAAAAAUAAAGCAAAACAAAACUUAAAAAUGGAAAAAAGUGUAAGUCAACUACAAAAAAAGGAUAAGUGAAGAUUUGCUUUUUUACGGGUGGUAUAAUAAUGUGGGCACUUUUAUUAAAAUACACUGUGACGAUGCAAGCAGGGCCUGAAAAAAGUCCUGUUGUGAGAUUUAAGGAUAAUAAAUGAUAUUAAAAAGGAGCUGCAAGUCAGAAAAAAAGGAAAGGUGGAGCAAUCAAUCACCUAUGGCAUUAGUCUGGACAGAAAAAUGUUUGGCUCGUCCGACAUGAUGAUGCAGGUCACAAGCUCUGAUUCUGAUGCAUGAUUAGAUGUUGUUGUUUUCUUCUCUUCAGUUAAACCAGAGAAUUUCAAGUUAAUGGUGAAAGACUCAGUUGUAUGUGAAGGUGAUGUUAUCACUAUCACCUGCGCAGCAGAUGGUAAACCUGUAGUGCAUACUUAUCAACUGUUUGAGAAUGAAAUACCAGUUAAUGAUGGAAACAGCUCAGCAGGGGUAUGGAUAAGAAAAUAUUUAAAAGGAGAAGACUUAAGCUACAGUUGUGUGGCUAAUAACACUGUUGGUACAGCUGAGAAGACUUUAAAUUUCACUGUUAAAGGUACAGUGUAAGAAGUAGUUGUUAUUCUGGUACAGCUAUUAGCUGUAAUGUUGCAUAUUGCGUAUUUAACUUCAAGUGGCAACGACACAUAAGUAUUUUUGUUGGUGAGGUUGCUUUUGAUAUUGUAUAUUAGUUCCACAGUUUCUUGUAGUUUACAUUAUAAUGUAAUAGUUCAAUUUACGUGUCACUUUCAUGUACAUCAAAAAAACUCAACACCUGUCCACUUUAGGUGAAAAACAAUCACAGUACUUUGCAGUAUCGUCUUAUCAAGGCUUUUAUAUUCUUACUCUUUUGAAACAAUCCUGUUUCUUCAACUGUAAAUUGAUGACUGUCUAGACUCCAUCCUAUCCAGAGCCCCAAUUGAAAAAUGGUCACCCAAAAAAAAAAAAAAAAAAGAUUUAGUCACCUCAUCCACAUUCUAUAUUAUGCCACAUGAAAUUCUAGUUAGUCUAAUGAUACCGUACGUGUGCAGCUUUCUUGCAUAAAUUGGAAAGUUCUGCUUUUUUUCAUUUGCCGCCAACACUUAGCUGAAUGCCUCACUCCCACAAAUAAUUUUUCAUUCUUCCACAGUGAAUUUCGAGAAAUUUUUACUCGUUUUCACCACCAUGGUACUUUAUUCCUUAUACGGAUGAAAGCGACUUCACACUUAGCCUCGUUCUUGCGCGGUAGUUUUGGCUCUAGAUCACUGAACCGUGAGAACUCGGAAGUGGCCUAUUGAUGACUUUUGUUGAAAUUUUAGUCCAAAAGAUACACGUAUUUUCACUCGCAACAGCUCGGGCGCAGCAUAGGCCCUGUUUUAGAGGUUUUUUUGUUUAAAUUAUACGCCAUUUCCUUCAUUUGCAUGCUAUAUUCCCAUGGUGCACAGCUUUCCCAAUCCCAGCGCCAGUACAGUACUUGCACAGAAAUCACAUUUUUCUAAGCCAGUGUAUUUAGUUGAAAGCCAGUACUUACUGAAAACCCUGAUGAAGGAAAGGGAAAAUAAAACAUGUCUCAGUCCUAGGAUAAGUUACAUGUAAUCUCAAAAGUCACAGGCACAAAUUUUGAUAUUACAUUUACUUUGAAUUCCUUUCUCUGUUUUUUACUGGAACUAAUGAUGUACAAGUAAAAGUACCAACCGUGAACCCUUAAAGAAUAAUUUUCUUCUUAUGAGACGAGCUAAAACUGUACAAUUUCCUUAUUUCUUGGGAAUGCUUUUGCGUGAUGCAAAUGCAUGAACAAAAAUGAAAAUUUGAUGAGUGUGUAGGUUCAUAAACAUGUAGUUUUACACUUGUAAUCUUUUGUUAUCUCUUUUUCUGCUCAGUGCCCUCUAAAGUUUAUCCAUUGGAGAACAUCACAGUGAUAGAGGGUGAAAACAGGACUUUAACCUGUAAUGUUUCUGGAAGUCCUGUGCUGACUGUAACAUGGACAGAAAUAAGCAGCCGUAGCCAAUCCUUUGGAGUCAUGCGUUAUCUUACAAACAUCAGCAGGUAUAAUGCUGGUGAAUACAAAUGUGAAGCUACAAAUGACUGUGGAAAUAGCUCUGCCAGCACUUUCCUCACUGUUCUCUGUAAGUGAUUAUUUUAUAUUAAUGGUGAUCGAGUAAAAAUAUGCAUUAAGGCCUGGAGUGUUCAUCUCUUAGCCCAUUUUCCACUCUUUGCUAAGUGUGAGUUGCUAGAUUCUUGAGCUGUGAGGUAUUCCUCUCUCUUUUCUCAAGCUUGUUUUAAAAUUAAGAGUAAGAAGCUCUCGGGGGCUGCAGUUUUACUGCAUUGGAAAUUGAAUAGAGAAUAAUACUAGAUAUAGAAUUUCUUUUUAAGUGUUCAACUUGGUAUAUCGAUGUUCACAUGAAGAGAGGAAUUCAUAUCCAUAAAAAACCAUGCAUUAUUUUGUUUCUUAUGUUAACAUCUCAGUUUUAUUAGCAACCAUAGUUAAAAAAAAUUUGAGGAACAACCUUGGAUUGAGAGUUGUGAAUGCUUGUCAGUCAUUCAUUACCAUGACAGAAUGGUGCGAAAGGCAAAUGACGUGUCGGCAGGUGAUUGGCAAUAUCAAACACGUAAAAAGUUAUCGUAAAUUUGUACAGUCAUGUAUUUUAAAGAAAGAGACAAAACUUUUAAGUCUGUAAUACAUGUUUCGACAGAAACUUCUGUCAUCUUUAGUUAAUUACUGUACAAAGCGUUGGAAGUUGAAUUAUAUAGUAAGUAGAACAAUGAUAAUUAUGAUAAAUAGUGACAACAAGAAAAGAGGUAAAGCAUGAAAGUAUGAGAAUUACAGGGAUAGUUUUAGAUUUACAAGGUGUAAUUGUUGAUUCAAGGAUGGUUUUUCUCUUUCAAUAUGAAUAGCUCUUUCAUCUUGAGUUGAAAACCGGUAGAGGCGUGAUCUAAAACAUGGAAGUUAUCUGCUGAUCACAAAGGGCGACAAUGUACAGAAUCUUGUAGAUGCUUGAAAAUGUGAGAGGCCCUGUCACCGACUAAGUUUUUUUUUUUUAUAUUUUAUUUUGUUUAUCCGUUUUACAUUAAAAAAAAAAAUUACAGCUGUAUAAAGUAAAUAAAAUUGUAUAAGGUCAGUAAAUAAAUAAUAAAUAAAUAAAUAAACAAAAAUAUUAAUAAAGUGAUUAUCGACAUCAAAUAAGCCAAACAUAAUAUUAAUUUGAUCUGUUAGAUCAGGAAGCGUUUCAAUACCGCAUUCAUGUAACCAACUAGAGAUUUCUUUCCAGAAGGCUCUAGAGUGUUCACAAAAAACAAAAAGAUGUUCAAGGGUUUCCUCGUUCUUAUCACAGAAUGAGCAUAAAGGUGACUCAACCAGUUUAAGCUUAAAUAGUUUAGAGCUAGUAAGUAAUAUUCUAUUUAAGAUUUGUACUGAAAAUCUCUCGUAUAUGUAUCUAACGCGACCUGGAAAGGCAAACUGUAGAUCUUAUUCCACACGAGCUCAGAAUCGUGAAACAUUUCGUUAUAUCUCAACUGUGCUGUGGGGGUUUCACGCAAAUCAGACAUAUGCGCUUCGUAAAACGUUUUGGUGUCCAUUUCUGAUAAAGACACUUUAGCAGAAUUUAACACCAAGUUAUAAUCCUGAGGGUCGAAAGGGGGAGUGUGUGGUAUCGUGUCACCGACUAAGUGCUCUCUACCACGUGUGUAAAAAUGCCGGCACGUUUCAUCGACGUAACAGGUAUUACAGCCAGCGCCUACAAACCUAUAAACCACAAGUGAACGUGGCCCGUCUGGGACAGGGUCUUUCAUACCAAACAAGUUGCCGAUCUUGAAGGACUGAAGAGAAAACUAGCUUAAUAUCCAAGUUAUUGCAAUAGCGCUAAAUAAAAGGGCGAAUCUUUUUUUGAGUGAUAGCAGAAAAAUGGCCUAUGUAGGGUAGCUUAAAGUAAAACGUAGGUGACGUGGUGGGAGGGGAACCCCGGGGAUGAUGAUUGCUUUGGUUCCCAGUGUUGUAAAGGUUUAUGUACAGUUACGGCUUUCCGAAGGGCUGGAAAUCGUUGUAAAAAUAUGAAAUUAGUGUAAUAAAAAUUUUUUCCCCUCAAUUUUGGAGAGCUCUGAGUGACGUUUACAAUGCGGUGAACUUUGGCGUUCAAUUUCUGAUUUAAAUCUUACAGAUAAACCAGAAAAGUUCAACUUCACAGUAAGUAAAUCAGCUGUGUGCAAGGGUUCUGUGGUCACCUUCAACUGUUCAGCAGAUGGAAUUCCUCCGGUGGAUACACAUGAGUUGUUAGAAAAUGGUGUGUCUGUAAGGAAUGGCAGCAACAGUCUUGGAAUGUGGAGCAGGAACAUGUCAAUUCCAGGUGUAUUUAAUUACAAAUGCAUGGCAAGGAACUCUGCGGGAACAGCGUACAGCAUGAGUGUAACAGUUACUGUGAAUGGUAAGCACAUGUUACUAAAUUUCAACGGGAGGAGUUGAUAGAGCACUGCACCGGCGUCGCAGAGGUCAUGAGUUCAACUUUCAUCGACCCCUCAUGACAUCUGAUAAUGAUUCUUUUGUCUUUAUAUCAAGACAUAAGUGCUCAAUUGAAAAGAGCUCUAAUAUUUUCCUCUCCAUAAUGAAACGAAAUGAGUAUUAGGGAUUAAGUACAAGUAAAGACAUCAUCCUCGCAAGUGAGCUGCACUUAAACAAAUUUUAAAAAAUACUAGCUUCUCCGUCAAUUUUUUAGGCUAGGCACAUGCCGACAGAUUCGCAUAUUAGUUGCUCGAGUAUUUUGCUGUUAAGAAGAUAUAGAUGUAGCUGCUUUCAUGAUUCACUGGUUUGCAAUAAGGCCUUUAAGAGAUUAUAACAUACCAUUAUUCCAUUUAAAAUAAGAGAGACGUAAUAUAUGGAGCAAUUCUCUAUUUUUUUCAUGAUGAAGGUGUACAAGCAAUAGAUAAUAAGUCAGUCACCGAAGGAGAAAAUGUGACUUUCACUUGUCAAACAUACGGAAAAAGCUUCCAAAGGCUAACUUGGUUCAAACCUGAUGGUCAAUCUGGAGAUAAAAAUGUACUGGAGCUUGUAAACAUUAGCAGGAAUGAAGCAGGAGAAUACAGAUGUGAGGUCCAUAGUGAAUGUGGCAACGAAACAGAAACAGUCAAUAUCGAUGUCCAAUGUAGGCGAGUUUUUUUCUCACUUUUAUGUUUGUUCAAUGAAUGUUUCGCAGCUGUUUUGAAAAAGGUACCUUUGAUGUACUGGCCGGUGAACGCUGAGAUAAUAGUUUUGAAAAAUAUAAAUUCAUAGUCACAUGUUUUUGGUUGGAUAAAGUUAUUUAAAUUGAGUGUUGAUUAUCAACCUCAAUCACACCUUAUGUACAUUUAAUAGCUAUCCAAAUUACGUGAAAUUCACUUGAUCGAUCUUUUUUUUAUUUUAUUUUAUCUACUGUUGAUCUAUCAAUGUUCUUCUUUACAUUGCCUUACAAAUGUGUUUGAAUUUAUGACACCUGAACGCACUUAACUUGAGUGAAUUUGCUUCUUUCUAUGGACUCUGAUCUUUUGUUAUUCUUCUAGACAAACCAGAGAUCGUGGAUUUAAAAAAAUCUUCAUUUACUAGUAAAAAUUGUCGGGGUGACAUUAUCAGCUUUAAUUGCUCAGCUAAUGCUAAUCCAUCCAUGACGUCAUAUCAGUUGUUUGAGAACGAAACUGCAAUCUUAGACACAAACCCAUCAGGAAUGUGGAACAGGAAACUGCCAACUGGGGGAGUGUUCAUGUACAAAUGUAUGGCCAUCAACUACUUAGGAUCAGAAGACAGUUUACCUGUUAUUGUCGAAGUGAAUGGUACGCUUAACUGAGCGGUUUAUUGAAUCUGUGAAGCUUAUUUUCUCUGCGUACAUUUAUCAGUCUACAUCAAUCUGUUAGUUACGCUGUAUAUCAGACCAAAGUCGUUCAUUUGUAUACUAAGGACAUAUAAAGGGUCAAGUUAGGAGUGGGGAAUUUAAAGGUGUGAUAAGCAGCGGAAAGCGUUUGAACGUUAUCUUUUUCCUUUUCAAAGGAAAUUAAUAGAAAAAAAGGAGAAACUGCGACGUAAAAUCAUGUCCUUUUCAGUAAUGCUUAUCUUUAUACAUUUCAGUUCAACUAAGGCUACCAGAGUCUCUUAAUCAAAUUUUGCUGAUCAAAACAAUGAUUGUUAUCCAAUUAUUUUAGGGCGUAGAACCAAAGCAUGGUAAAAGAGAUAAUAUUUCUGGUCAUCGAUGUAUAAUGCACAACUGUAGCCUGCGUAGUUGGUGACUGCAUUUAUAAACCCAUUUGCUAGAUUCACUAAAUUCGUAAAUGAAGUUAUUAAGGGAAGAGACAAUUACAAUUUAGAUCAUGACGCAAACUUUGUACGAUUUGAAAUAGUAUUAGAACUUAUCCUAUCUGUGCUUGACUGUGGUUGAACAGUACACCUUUAGAAGUACACUGCAUGAGAAUUAUUUGUUCUGCUUCAUACCUCAGUGCCUUCAUCUAUACCUGCAUUACAAGAUCAGAGUGCAACUGAAGGUGACAAUGUGACUCUGUUGUGUCCUGUAUCUGGAAUACCUCCCCCAGUGGUGUCUUGGAUGACACCUAAUGGUCAGCGUCACAGUGGUUACAUGUUGGAGCUUACAAACAUUAACAGAAGUCAAGCUGGUGAAUACAAAUGUGAAGCCAGCAACGAGUGUGGCAAUGCAACAAGGACAGCAAGCAUUCAUGUGCGGUUCAAGUUGCCCGGUAAACAUAUCCUUAUUAGCGUAACUUUACAGUUAUCGGUUCAUAGUUUUAUACCAAAUCAACAAAUCUACAUUGCAAAUCAUCCUUUUCGCCAUGUUCUUCACGAAUGACAAUUUUUCUUCCUUGUAAUGAGUCUUCGAUAUGCGAUGGCACCUUAGUUUGUUAUUAUUGGUAUGCUAUGGCGCGCUCUUAUUGGUUCAUUUCGAUACUUAUAAUUAUUAUGACUAUUAGAUGUUGUUCCUUUAUAGGUCCCCUUUGUAACAGAUCGGUUGUUAUGCUUUUUGAUCAUAAGCAUCGAUGCUUCAGGAAUUUCGAUCUCGUCGUCUCCAUUGAUGUUAUUAGGAUGAAUUCUUAUGUGGACGACUUCUUUAACCUUACUUGCGUAACACUAAGAAUCAUAAUCAAUAAAGUCUAACCUGGUCCCAAACAGGAGCCGGUCCUGUUCCAAAGGCGUGUUCUGAAACUACCCGAUUCUGAGAACAAGCAGGCCUGUAGAUCUCUUUCAAGUUCUUUAAUUCUCCGUCUCCCUGUUCCUCCGAUAUAUUCUUUGCCACAUUUACUGGUGAUUUUGUAAAUAACGCCCUCCCAUUGCACGUAAACUUUCAACCUUGUCGCCUGAGUAGUAGUGGAACAGUCGAAGCGUCGCGAUCAAUACACGAUUGAUUAGCCUGCACUAACCUCUUGAGACAAACGAUUAAACCUUUAGAUCUAUAAAGCCACGAUGUACAACAACAUCUUCUAUAGCAAAAUAAUGCUCAGCGCAGUGACAAAAAUUGCCUCUCCUGGCCUCGGUGUUGCAGACGGUGAUAUUAUAUCACCAAAAUAUAUCUUUUUAAAAAUACUGUUGCAAGUAUUAUUUCCACUUUCCAGUUCCAAGUGAAAAUUAAAAAACAUAAUACAGCUUUCAUGGCUAGGAUCUUGAACCUUGAAACGCUUUUCUCAGAAAAAAAUUCAAGAUAACAACCUUAUCAAAUAGAAAAUAUCUAUCCAGUAGCAAAAAUUUAUGAUUUGAAAAGUUCUUGGAGGAGGUUUAAAUCGGUUUAACUCGUAUUAAUUCAACUAAAAAGUUAAGAAAGGCAUUGCUUCUGUGAAAUGUAUGUCAUUUAUUUAAGAUUCAGUUACUGUUCCCCGUCCAGUUCCAUCUGAACCAGCAAAGGUGAAUAAAGAUGCUAUUUAUGGCUCAGUUAUUGGGGUCCUCGCCUUUAUGUUCGCUGUUUCUAUUAUUUUCAUUGCCUGGAAACACCGCAAACGUGAGUAGAGUUUAUUACUAUAUUCAGCUGGUAAAUGCUCUGAUUCGAGAUGCUAGUAACCGAGAUUUAUGAUUUGUGGCCGAUUGGCAGAGUGAGAUUUAAGUGAAGAAUAGAAUGGAAACUGAUAAGGAGAAAGGAAAGACAAAACAGCAAUCAGUGGGACAACUUGCAGCAUAGUACAAUCUCGCAAAGUAUUUCAAUUCAUGCCACCAAUUACCAGCUUUACGUUUACUUUCGUUCAAUAUAUUACAUUACUCGGCUACAACUAACUGGAAAUACUUACAAGCGAAGGAACUGGAAAUACUUGAGGCAUAAUUGAUGAGGACUUCUUGAAUAUUAAAAUAAUAAAUGCAGCUGUUUUUCCUGUAUCUGAUUUAAUUUCUUUCCUUCUUUCCACCCUUCUUAGCUGAAAAAGAUGAUCGGUAAGAUGUCAUUACCAUAAAAUGUUAAUAGAGCAUCUGUAGAUCAGAUUGGUAGAAAACAGACUUUGGUCGUAUUUAUAGUUUUGUGAAACGUUUCUAUUCUAAGCAGAAGUUUAUUUGGUUUUAUGAAGCGAAAUAAAAACGCAGUGGUAAGAGAAAAAAACUGAGUGUAACAGAUUUGAUGUUUUUACUUUGCAUGAGAAACCAAUAUGUGUCAGUUGAUAUUUUACAAAAACAAACAAAACAAAUAUUUUGUUUAUGAGGUUUAGACAGUUUCCUAGAAACUACUUUUAUAAUGUUUUAUUUUUCUUUUAGACUCGAUCCAGUCCUUCAGAAACCACGUAGGCCUCACUUUGUAAGUAUAGAAUGCAUUUUGUUCGAACAACUUACUCUGUAAAAAAGGUAAAGCCUUUAUACAGGCCCAAGUGGUCCAUGGGGCCGGCGCUUAGCUCCGGUUUCCUUAACACGAAGCGGCUAGGAGUAUUACUAUCUACUUUCUAGGCUCUUGGGGACUUCAACAUCGUAAGCCAGUUGUAGAAAAUGGUGACACAUAGGAAGUAACACAAGGAAGAUGAGUUUAUAGCAGUCUAUCAUAUAUCAGGUUCAUUAAAAUGCGCUUUGCCGACCUUUAACCACAAUUCCCAGGAAUUGUUGUUGUAUUUACGAUUCAAAUCUUCUUAGCAUUGAUUAGCAGGUGCUCGAGGAAAGGGCAUUAGGCUUAGAGGAUGACAUCAUAGUAUUCAAGUGUUCUUUAAGAUUUUAUCCAAUUGUGAUAAGACAAGUUACGAUUGCGUAUGGUUUUUUCUUUUGGCUGCAAAACAAGUGAAUUAAAAUGAAAAAACGUACAACACCAUGGACCGUGGACAAUGGUCCCAAUAAAAUUUUGCAUGAGACUUCACUAAGAAAUACGAGACCUCUUUCUUACUCGUUGCCAGUCUGUAUGGGAGGACUAAGUGUGAAGCUCUUUUCGCUUGAAAACAGAACGCGGAAAUUGAACUUGAGAACUUCAAUGGGAACCCUAGCACCGUGGUGCAUCAUGGUCCCGGACAUUACAUGGACCUGAGUGAAGUUGAAUCACUGAAUGAACCUGCCACGGACCCAGCGCGAAGUUAUUUAGAAAUAAACGAAUAUGCUCCCCUGCACCCAGGAACGCGCUCAUGGGAAGUGGAAAGAGAAAAUGUAACAAUUGAAAAGGUUAUUGGAAAAGAUGCCUUUGGUCAAGUCGCCCAAGGAAAAGCUUCAAACCUUCGUGGAAGAGAGGAGACAAUCACAGUUGCCAUAAAAAUGCUGAAAGGUGCUAUAUUCAUUGUCUUAAAAGCGUUUUAGUUUAGGUAAGGCUUAGCUGUUACUGGACAGUUGUCCUUUGCUCUAGGUAACGCCACAGACACAGAGAGAAAAGAUUUGCUGUCAGAACUUGAAGUCAUGAAGAAACUUAAGCCUCAUCCUCACGUCAUCAGGUUGCUGGGAUGCGUCACUGAAUCAGGUGCAGAAGAUAACAUUUUUGAAACUGCUUGGUUUAUUUGUGCUUUUAUCACUGCGACGACUAAAGUAAUUAUUGUACACUCCGACGACCAAAGUAAUGAUUUUAAUUUAAUGCCCGAACUUCAAAUGAAUUCAUAUUUCUUUCUCUCUUGCCACACAUAUUCUCGUUAUUGCUGAUCCUAACAACAUUAACAAAGGGCGUUUGUUACCUAUGUACAUGGUAAAAGAUUGUUAUUAUUACUUUUUUAUCGCUACGAGCUCCCUUAUAUUCCUUUAACUUAAUCUUAUCUAUCCGGUUUACCGCAGAUCCUGGUUUGAAAUUUGAAUAUCCUUGACACAACUAUAAAUAUUUCCGUUUUUCCAUCGCUGUAAACGAUGUGCUCUGUUUGUUGAAAAAAAAUUUAUUUUUAGAUCCUUUGCUUGUACUUAUCGAGUAUGUCCCGUAUGGAGAUCUCCUGGGCUAUUUGAGAAAGAGCCGACAAUUAGAAGAUAAUUACUUCAAGGACCCGGAUAUUAAGCCACAGACGAGUUUGACUUCCCAGCAACUGAUGAAGUUUUCCUGGCAAGUGGCUGAUGGCAUGCACUAUUUGUCGUCUAAAAAUGUAAGUUGAUUUCAGUAUAUGAAUAACUUUGCUGUCUCGGCGUCAGUCGAUGUAAGGAAUACUUUAUUCAUUUCAAUUUUAAUUAAAAUUUUCAUGUGGAUAAAAUAUACUUGGAUGCAGGUGACUUAAGUAUGAACUUUUUUAGUACUUUGGGUGAAUCUUUUCUAUGUGGUUUAGUUACGGCGAUGAAAAAGCUUUUUGUUUGAAAUGAUCAAAAGCGUCCAUUGCAUCAGUCACUUUUUUUUUGUUGCAAACAGGAAAGUUUUAUCUUUAAACGCUGUUCGCUAGCGCAAACUGAGUUGCUGUUUGUAAAACAAAAAGAUUUCCAAGAAAGCUCUCCAUUUUCAAGGAAGCGUUUUCUUUUUAAUUUUUCAAGGUUGAUGAUAUUUAAACAGUGAAAGAUUCUACUGGGAUAGACGUUUGAUAAAAGAAUAACAUUUUAAGGUUUUUUUUUCAAAACUGAGUGUUCUUUCGUGGACGCAGCUCGGAAAGUGUCUAGUCUCGCAUCUCAAAACGGCCCCUGUCCACUACGGCUUGAAAUCAAUGAUCAGAAGAGGAUAGACAUAAUAUUCCGUGGGACGCUUUUUAAUUAUUCAUUAAUGCUUUGUAUAAUGUUCGACAGAUUAUUCACCGCGACCUUGCAGCCCGGAACGUCUUGGUCGGAGAGCGAGAACAAUGUAAGGUAACCGAUUUUGGAAUGGCAAGAGACGUAUGCCAGGAAAACAUCUACGAAAGAAAAUCAAAGGUUUCUGAUUUCAAUAUGUCGAUAUAUUACGUGUUUGGGUAAUAACUCCUGUCACUUUGUUUCUCAAUAAUGGUUUACACCUCAUCAUCACCAGAAAGUCUGCGUGUAUAAACAAAAUGAAGCAUCAUUGCUCUUUCUCGUCAUCAUUUCAUUUCAACGUGUUUUAAUAGGGAAGACUGCCAGUGAAAUGGACAGCUUGUGAAGCGCUGUUAUACGGACGAUAUACGACGAAAAGUGAUGUGUAAGUGGAUCUAAUAAGUUGAUAAACAGUUUUGAAUAAUAAUAAUUAUUAAAAAAAUUCAAAUCUAAACAUCUUCGGCCUAUAAUAUAAUUAUAUCUGUAUCUGUGAACUUGCAAUGAAGCCUGGUGGCAUUUUCUUUACUCAGAUGGAGUUUUGGAAUUGUCCUUUACGAAAUCUUCACCAUAGGUAUGUCAGAUAAUUGUGUUUCAAUGUAUUUUAGAUGGAUGACACACGUUUUGAUCGAUUCGUUGUUUUCGUGUUUAACCUCUCGUUUUAGGUGGCUCUCCUUAUCCAAAGAUUCACGGACGAAAAAUGGCAGAUUUACUGACUCAGGGUUACAGGAUGCCUAAACCAAGGCACGUGGGCGAUACCCUGUAAGGCCAUGGAUGUAUUCAUUUAUUUGAUUAUUCAUGAACUUAAUAUGUAAGGUUUCGAAUUUUUUUCAUUACCUCGAUAGCUGUUUCGAAAUGAGAAUGGUAUUCCAAAAAAAAAAUUUAAUUUAUUCCUAAAAAAAAAAAAAAAGCUAUCGAUUUAUUGACCACUACAUUCUUCAACUUUCUAAGCAUAGGGGAUCCCAACUUUCGUACUUAUGUAGCUGUGCAGGAUAUACUGUGAAGUACCUUUUAAAUUUCGUAGGACCAUAGCGCAAGUUUUUUUUUCUCUAUUCUAGUUACAAGAUAAUGCAAGACUGCUGGCAAGAGAAUCCUGAUGAUCGCCCAAUGUUUGAGAAUCUGAGGAACGAUUUGAAGGAAAUGGAAAAUCAACAUCAGGUG
Messenger RNA from Pocillopora meandrina, 12593 nucleotides. The record is from the annotation of a GenBank genome assembly. Lineage: Eukaryota; Metazoa; Cnidaria; Anthozoa; Scleractinia; Pocilloporidae.